AUGAAAUACCAUCACGUAUCCAUUGCCAAAUACUGUCAGAUAUUAGAUAUUGAAAUGAACUCACUGGUCUCAGUCUCCUUCCCCAUCCCUCCAGUCAGACAAGAACAGGAAAUGCAAAAGGCUCUUCAUGAAGAUGACCAGGAGUCCUCAAAAGGCAGUUUGUACCAUGAUCCCAUUAGAAGGGAUUAUUUUAGUCAGCAACAAUUUCUGGCUCCAUUGGUACACCAAGAGCCAGAAAAAUCUACAGGGUCUCCAACAGACCAGAAAGGUACCCAAGAGGCAUCCCUGAGAUCUCUAGGGAACAGCAAUGAUCAGACUUCAAGAUUACAACAGCCUCCACUGGUUACCUCUUCCAAUCCUUGUGAAACCUCCACCAAUGGCACUAGCAAAGCACACAAGAACCAAUUACCAAAACAAGUCUUCCCAUGGAUGAAGGAGACAAGACACAGCACCAAGCAGAACAACAACCUCCUUUCUUCAGACCACAGCUCUCCACCAACUUUCUCCUCUUCCAAGAGAGUCCGCACGGCCUACACCCAUACGCAGCUGGUGGAGCUGGAGAAAGAGUUCCAUUUCAAUAGGUACCUCUGCCGGCCACGCAGGUUGGAGAUGGCCCGGUUGUUGAGGCUCUCCGAGAGGCAGAUCAAGAUCUGGUUCCAGAACAGGAGGAUGAAGUACAAAAAAGACAACCGGGCCAAGGGGAGUGUGAGAAAGUCCCCAAGCAGAAGCCCCCAAGUGAGUGACUACUACAGUCAGAUGGAGGCUGACUAUGAGAUGGCCUCCCCAAGCUCAUGUAGCAAGGCCCAGGGAGGGAUCUAUAGAUCAGCGGCUUAUGUAGAUCCUCUCUUUGACAGCCCCUUAACGUCCAUCUCCUUGGAAUAUGGCCCCCUCUCUGUACCAGGAGAAAGUCAUCAUUAUGGAUCUCCAGUUCUGCAAGGGAGUCCUGACGAGAUGGGAGAAAAUUACCUGGGAAAUGUGCCCGAGGCUGACUCACUCUUCAGCUUUCCUGACUGCUCCUCGGCAAACCUGGACUACAGCUGUGUUGCUGAAAUCCCCAGCCAUCGCCAGCUUGGGCUGUCCAACUCACAUCCCAUUUACACAGAUUUAACCACACAUCCUGUGCCUCAGGGAGAUUCUCAGGGACCUGUAAAUCUUAUGCAUCUGUGA
Messenger RNA from Elgaria multicarinata webbii, 1167 nucleotides. Its product is annotated as homeobox protein Hox-D3-like. Gene Ontology annotation, molecular function: DNA-binding transcription factor activity, RNA polymerase II-specific; RNA polymerase II cis-regulatory region sequence-specific DNA binding. NCBI's taxonomy places the organism in Eukaryota, Metazoa, Chordata, Lepidosauria, Squamata, Anguidae. Gene Ontology annotation, biological process: anterior/posterior pattern specification; regulation of transcription by RNA polymerase II; embryonic skeletal system morphogenesis. The transcript has 3 exons. The coding region runs from base 1 to 1167 and encodes 388 amino acids. The record is from RefSeq and is a predicted model, not a curated record. Gene Ontology annotation, cellular component: nucleus.